Chrysochloris asiatica (Cape golden mole) is the source of this 456-nucleotide messenger RNA. Its product is annotated as oligosaccharyltransferase complex subunit OSTC-like. The transcript has a single exon. Gene Ontology annotation, cellular component: oligosaccharyltransferase complex. Bases 7 to 456 code for a protein of 149 amino acids. NCBI's taxonomy places the organism in Eukaryota, Metazoa, Chordata, Mammalia, Afrosoricida, Chrysochloridae. The record is from RefSeq and is a predicted model, not a curated record.
ACCAACAUGGAGCCUUUGUAUGGAGUCCUGUUCCUGGUGUUCAAAUGCUCCAACCUGAAGCUGAAGGAGUCGCCCUUGGUACGUAUGCCAUGGGCCAUGACGAUGGGCACUCUGGUGGUGGUGUCUUAUUUCCUUAUCUCCAGAGAAAUAAAUUAUGAUGUUAUUGUGAAAUCUCCAAGUGUUGCUUCUAUGGCUGAUGAACAUGGACAUCAGAGAUCCAUAGCUUUCUUGACUUACAGAGUAAAUGAACAGUAUAUUAUGGAAGGACUCGCAUCUAGCUUCCUGUUUACAAUGGGAGGUCUAGAUUUCAUAAGCCUGAACUGGUCCAGUGCACUAAACAUUCCAAAUCUCAGUAGAUUUCUUAUUUUAUUCAUUGGAUUCAUCUAUAUCCAAUUGAAAGUUUUUAUGGCUAGAGUAUUCAUGAGAAUGAAAUUGCUGGGUUAUCUGAUGAGUUAA